CCGCGCAGGAAACCUACUGCGUUCUCAUUGGCUGCCGGCAUCGGCCGAUUGGGCCGCGGAGCCGCCGGGCCGCCCGCCGGAGCUGGGAGGGAGCGAGGUGCGGACCGUGGCGGUAUCCGCGGGAAGAGCGCCGAUGGACCUGCUGCCGGACCCCGCGCCCCUGGCUACCAGGCUGAAGAACACUCUGCUCCGCUACCACAGCAUCGCCGACAGCGAGUGGCGGUUCGCCAGGAAAACUAAAGAUGCAGUGGUGUGGCGUAAACCAUCAGAAGAAUUCAGCGGAUACCUGUACAAAGCUCAAGGAGUGGUGGAAGAUGUUACUAACAGAAUAGUGGAUCAUAUUCGUCCUGGACCUUACAGGCUUGACUGGGACAGCUUAAUGACUACAAUGGACAUCGUGGAAAUGUUUGAAGAGAACUGCUGUGUGAUGCGCUACACCACUGCUGGACAGCUCUGGAACAUCAUAGCACCAAGGGAGUUUGUUGAUUUUUCUUACACCACAAGCUAUGAAGAUGGGCUUCUAUCAUGUGGUAUAAGCCUUAACUACGGAGAGGUGAGACCUAAUUUUGUCCGUGGAUUCAAUCACCCGUGUGGCUGGUUCUGCGUCCCUCUUAAGGACUGUCCUAGCCACAGCCUUUUGACGGGCUAUAUUCAGACCGAACUGCGAGGGAUGCUACCUCAGUCUGCAGUAGACACUGCCAUGGCUAGUACCCUGGCCAAUUUCUACUCUGACCUCAAAAAGGCACUGAAAUCAUAAACAAAAACUGACUUAGAAGCCUGUGCAUUUCUUGCAAUCAAAUUAUAUUGAUUAGUUUAACAUAGGUUAACUACUGAACGCAAAGGUGAAUAACAUUGUUCCUGAAUGAUUCCUGAACCUGUGUUGUAGAGGGACCCAGACAACUUUGAUGUCAUACUUAGAAUACAUUCCUAUUUCACAGCACAAGAUCUUUUUUCCUGCUUAGCACACUGCAGCUGUGUGAGUACUCUGAACCUAUACAUCCCUUACUUCCUUAGGUGGAAAACAGAAAAUGUGAAUGUAAAUUUGAAAAGUUGAUCAGAAACUUGGCUCUCAACAGCAGUACAGAGAGUAGAGUGCUCAGGAUUUUGUGUGUGCACAUUGCUGUACAGACAGCAGCUCAUAGGAGAUGCAAUUUAUAUAUAUAUAUGUGUUUACAGAUUAAGUUUUUAAUUUAUGUAGUUUGUACCUUUAAUGCAUCUUUAAUUUCUAUGUUAAUUUGCUUUGCUUUAUCAUUGAGAUGGUCCGAAGCCAUACUGUUAAACAGUACUAUUCAUAAGGAAGCUAUUUGCUCAUGUUAGCAAAUGAAGUAUUUAUUAUCGGCAUUUCUUUAAUGUUGUAACUGCAGAUUGUUAACUGUUGUAUAUAACAGUCUCAGUGCUUAGAUAAAGAAAUGCCCUUACAGCUGAUCCAAAGCUAGUAUAAGUCAUGAGGUGUCUUUCCCUAGUUUUUAGUGGACUUUUAAUCACACAUGUAGUUGUUAAAAUAGCAAAAAAUAGCAAACCUGCAGUGGUUCCCCUAUAGUACUUGGCACUUCUAAAUAGUUGUUUUUACUAAGUUUUGUGUGGAAUUGUGUUUUCUAGCUUAAGUUUUGUCUUCCUUAGCUGAAAACCCUACAGAUACUAAAACUACAGAUAGUAUCAUUAAGUUGCUUAGGCAUAGGCUUUGGAGCAGAGCAGCACAGACUACCAACGUCAUGGAACAGUACAGUAGAGUUUUCUGUUGAAAUUUCUAGUAAGUGAACUAAGCAUCUUAAAAUAUGGCUGACUGAAUGUAAAAAAUACAAGCUAUAGGUAAGCUCAGAGCCACAGGGAGGUGGAGGGUCAUGUUUUUAAGGAUAUUUAACCACCAAGCGAUGCUGAUAGGCGUGGGGACUUUGGAAAGCCUACUGUCUGUGCUGCUAGGUCCUUAGAUCUGUUUAAAACCUGACACUGAGCAUUCAGUGUUGGUAUGCAUCCAUUUCUCAGUUGAGAUUGUAAUUUUCCCUGUACUUUACCAGUGCAAGUGUAGCUGUGUUGUAGUUUGGGAAGAUACCUUGUAGCCUAGUGUUUUGGGGCCAGUAAUACAAUUAGUACAAUUAGUAGUACAAUACAGUUUUGGUAAGGAAAAUGUAUUCACAUGGUAGAUGUUCCCCUGGAAUAUUGGCUCUUUGGGCAUUAGCCACUGCAAAAAAAAAGAAAAAAGAAAAAAGACACCAAGUAGUAAGAGUUUUUCAAAUCUGCUUUAUGUGUUAAGGUAUACAGCACUGUUUAAAAUGCUUACAGAUGAUGACAUGAAACAGCCUUUGUUGUCUUAACAAAGAAUUCACUUCUCUGUGGGGUUUUGUGUGUUCUUGUGUUCCUUUUAAACUCCUUGGUUAGUCUUCCUGUCUUUCCUGUCUUCUUUGUUUCCCUCACAGCCUGGAAGUUCAGAGGGUGCUCUUUUACCACCAAUCAUACUGAGUAAUCACUUUCCCUGGAUGCUAGAGUGUGCUGCUUUCUAGUGGUACUGAUAAUUGAGUAAGAAAGCCCUAGCAAUACUGCUCUGUGGCAUGAGUGCUGACAUGAUUACAGAGGAAGCUGUGUGUACGGUGUACUGUAUUUGUUUUUCCCAAUUACAUAGGCUACAUAGAUAGUCAUUAAUCUGCAUAUUCAUUGUAUUUUUUUAAGGCUUCAGGUACUAAUUAAGGGGUUGUGAUACAGAUAUAUGUCAGUGUCUUCAUAAAGAGCUCAGUUUAAACCUACAGAAGCACUUCACUGCUGGAGAAGCAAGUCAAAAGGAGCAUGAGACACUUGUAGACAUGAGGAUGAUGUUUGCAGAGCACUAGAUGCUGUAGAAAAGAUCACAAGGUCCCUAUUCAGAUACCCUGUUUAAGGACUCUCAUCUCUAUAGAGUUAUCCAGCCUUAUUUGUAUGAUGUAAAAUGGCCUUUUAAGCUUUCCGAUGAAGAUAGGCUGAUGAAGCACAGAGCAGACAAAGAAAGAAGACUUGUAAGAAAAUUCUUGGAAUAUUUUAAUAUUUGAUGAUGUCUUUUAAUAUACAUAUCUCCAUGCAUGUUUCUUUUUUAUCAGCAGAGUUGUUUUCAGUAUGAGGCCAAGGAAUGGAAAGAUGUAGUGAAUGAGGACAAAUAUCUGAAAGCCAAGUGGGCCUUUUAUUUUGCAUUAUGAUGCAUUAUAAUUUGUUGUGUAAAAACCAAGUAAACUGGCUUUGUGUGUUUCAAUAGAUAUAGUCUAUUGUUUCUGACAAUUGUGUCAGAAAUUCAAGUGAAUAACAACAGAGACUACAGGAGGCAGAGACCAGAGCCAGAUUUUUUUAUGUCAGCAUAAUACAGUUCUACAGUUUUCAGAUGAGGAAAAUACAUGGAAGGUGCCAGCAAACCUGAAGGAUUUAUUUUGGAUAUUCUCUUGAUUCUAAAAAUUUUCUAGUUUAAGAGUGCAAUGAUGGACAGUGUGCUGAUGACUUCAGUAGUGAUGCAUUGCUGUUACCUCUUUGCUGAUCAUUUAAAGCAGUUGAGCUAUAGAGUUACACAGAACUGUUAGAAAGGUGUCUGGUUUCACAGAGUAUUGUAUUUGAAGUCACAACUUAUUUUCUUUUCAUAUAGCUAGGGAUUGAAAGGUGUGAGGUAUUGAGGCAGAGCUGUUCUUUAACCAGAGUACAUUCAGAACCAGAAAAGCCAGUAUCAAGAACCAAUCAGAUCAGAAGAAUUUAUUUCCCCUCCCAUGGUAUUGCUUUCCUCCUAAGUCAGAGAACAGUCUGGAUUGAGCAAGACGGUAAAAAAUAGGAAGGGAUUUGAGGGGAUGAAACGCAGGAGCACAUACUGUGCUUGUUAGUAGAUAGUGUAAGGCAAAGUAAAUUACUUUGUAUACUUUGCUGUCAUCAGAACAGCAACAGAAUUUAUGCAACUUUGUGAGAUUUGCCAGUGUUUCCAUUGUUGGGAAGAGGCACAUGCUGCCUUCAGUACUAGAACUCAGUGUUUCAGCAAGACUGUGUCACUUGAAAUCAGGUUCUGAAUGAGGUAACCAAGAAUAAAUGGCAGAUAGGUGUCAGUUUUUGCUAGGGAAAAAGCAUGUAUAUAGACACAUCAACAAUAUUUUUAUAUAGCUAGUAAUUUAAAAAACAAAAGAAAAACAAAAAACUAUUCAGGGGUUUAAGCAAUAUAUUUGUUUAAGUCUGUCAUUUUAACUAUGUCCUGUAUGUGUGGAUGGGAAAGAUGACUAAAGAUAAGACAAUCAUUAUGUUCAGCUUUUAUUUGUCAUCUAAAGCCUCCAGCAUUGAACUUUCUUUGUAGCUUAUUUUGUUUGUGCAGUAAACAGAUGUUGAGCUAAGUGCACUGUCGAUGCAGCCCGAGGUGCUCCACCACACUGGUGAGAGGUGGAGCAGUACCUCAGCCAGACACUGUGGGAACAGCACAAGCCCUAAUCUCAAAUUUGAUUAUCUUGCUAUGUUUUUAGUGGAUCAGAAUGUAAAAACAGUGUAUUCCUCCAAUGAUCCAACAGUGUAUUCCUCCAAACAACUAGAACUGUUUUGAUAGCGUGAGCGAGUUAUUCGGCUUACAGGUCCACUGCUGGAAAAGUAGCAACAGUUCUAUUGAACCCAAUCAAGUUAGGCCUUUAUUUAGAAAAUGAAAGUCAGUCUGGCUAAACAGUGGUUUGAAAGACUGUGUUAAUUGCUUAAGGUAUUUAUGUUUCUAUUCUGAAUGCAAUUACAGAAUAAAUUAAGACAUGAAUACUAACAGA
This is a messenger RNA of Tympanuchus pallidicinctus (lesser prairie-chicken), 4730 nucleotides long. It is a transcript of the gene STARD4, whose product is annotated as StAR related lipid transfer domain containing 4. The coding region runs from base 134 to 757 and encodes 207 amino acids. Gene Ontology annotation, molecular function: cholesterol transfer activity; cholesterol binding. Gene Ontology annotation, cellular component: cytosol; endoplasmic reticulum. NCBI's taxonomy places the organism in Eukaryota, Metazoa, Chordata, Aves, Galliformes, Phasianidae. Gene Ontology annotation, biological process: intracellular cholesterol transport; cholesterol import; cholesterol transport involved in cholesterol storage. The transcript is spliced from 6 exons. The record is from RefSeq and is a predicted model, not a curated record.